GCCCCGUAGUAUAACGGUAAUGGUGUUUCAAAUGCAUUUUUUAAUCCUUUUCGUUUCAGAAAAUUUGAAUAGCUUUUGUUGUCCUCCGCACGCAGGUCCCAACCAAGCCCCCUCACUCUCUCUCUCUCUCUGUCGCUCUUUUGUUUUUGUCUGUAAGCUGUAACAUGUUCUGGGACUGCAAGAGAAAAAGAAAAAGACUCAAAACCCCAACUCAAACCUUGGGUUUAUCAAUGCAACAACAAAAAAACAAAACAAAAACCCUUCCCACUUACCACCUUCCUUAUCUUAUACUAUUACUAUAUUCUUUAGUUUCUUACCCUAACUGUUUGAAAUUUGAAUACUGUUUAAUUCCAUUUUUUUAUUUUUUUCUCAUUUCCAACUCCCCAUGUUUAAGCCCGCGUCUCACUCUCCCUUUCUUUGACUACCUCGGUCACAUCACACCCCCCACAUUUCUCUUGACCAACCACAGUGGUGGGGAUCUUCAUAUUCUCCGGCAACGACAGCCGGGCAAACAUUUUACCGAACCAGCAGCACGGUUUUAUGCUUCAGAAGUCCUUCUAGCCCUCGAGUAUCUACACAUGAUGGGGGUGGUGUAUAGGGAUUUAAAGCCCGAAAAUGUGUUGGUCAGGGAGGAUGGCCACAUUAUGCUAUCUGAUUUUGAUUUGUCAUUGCGAUGUUUCGUCAAUCCCACGCUUGUGCAGUCCUGUUCUGAGCCAUCAUGUAGAAUUGCUUCAUACUGUAUUCAGCCAGCAUGUAUUGAUCCGGCAUGCAAAUUACCAGUAUGUGUAGAGCCUGCUUGCUUGCAGCCAUCUUGCUUUAAGCCUCGGUUUCUCAGUUCCAAAACAACGAAGGUGAAGAGUGAAAAAACAAAUUUGGUGAACUCAGAUUCAUUUCCUGUACUUAUUGCAGAACCAACUAACGCUCGCUCUAUGUCAUUUGUUGGGACUCAUGAAUAUUUAGCUCCUGAAAUUAUAAGAGGAGAUGGUCACGGGAGUGCUGUUGAUUGGUGGACAUUUGGUAUUUUCUUGUACGAAUUACUACUAGGACGAACACCAUUUAAAGGAAACGAUAAUCGGGAGACAUUAUUCAAUGUGGUUGGUCAGUCCCUAAAAUUUACAGAGGGAUCUUCAAUCAGUUUUGCUGCAAAGGAUUUAAUCCGUGGUCUGCUUGUGAAGGAUCCACAAAAGAGAUUAGGCUUCAAAAGAGGUGCCACUGAGAUCAAGCAACAUCCAUUCUUCGAAAGUGUUAACUGGGCUCUUAUCCGCAGUACGCAUCCUCCGGAAAUCCCUAAACCCAUUGAUAUCCCAUUGCUAAACCAAGCAUUUAAGUCAUCCUUGCCUUCAAAUGACAAGGGAGUCACAGACUCAGACAGGUCAUCUGGUCCUUACUUAGAUUUUGAGUUUUUCUGAAUUUUCACGGGAAGCUAUAGUAGUUAGUUUAGAUUGUUGAUGUAUGUUCAUGUUCUCAAUGAAAUCUCCCUUUUUUUUC
This is a messenger RNA of Gossypium arboreum, 1488 nucleotides long. RefSeq names its product serine/threonine-protein kinase D6PKL2. Gene Ontology annotation, biological process: protein phosphorylation. Gene Ontology annotation, cellular component: cytoplasm; plasma membrane; nucleus. The coding region runs from base 165 to 1409 and encodes 414 amino acids. Gene Ontology annotation, molecular function: ATP binding; protein serine/threonine kinase activity. The transcript has 3 exons. Lineage: Eukaryota; Viridiplantae; Streptophyta; Magnoliopsida; Malvales; Malvaceae. The record is from RefSeq and is a predicted model, not a curated record.